GUGACCAUACAAACCAGGUCAAGGAAGUGCAGCAAAAAACAUUUUGCCAAUUUUUUUUAUUAUUUAUUUAUUAUAUUAUUACCAAUAUGCCAAUAUCUGCAGCGCGUAAUUUAUUAAGAUGAUAAAAUAAUAUUGUGACCGUGAUGUGUAAAACAAUGCGAGUGUUGUGUACAGAUGGGAAGAAAACUAGGUGGAGUGACGAUAGAAAUUACCGCAUUAAGAAACUAAGCUAAAAACACCCCAUAAUCGGCCCUUAGAGUAUUUAAUAUGAAUAAUUAUUUCAUGCAGGAGCGGUGUACAAAGUGGUUAGUUGAAAUUUGCAUUAAAAAUAUUAGCCGUAACAUUUGACCCAGAUACCGUACUGUGUGCGUUGACCUAUGGACGUGAAUGCGGACUAAAGCACGAUGUUAUUUUUAGGAUACAGCUUUGCAGAUAAUUAAAUAUUUAUAGAUGCCAUUUGCGACACUAAACUGUGAAACAAAUUACAGAGGGAUGUAUCCGUGACCUUUUACAUUUGACGAAUGGAAAAACAAUGGAUAGAGAACACAAACAAUAACUUGCUAAGACCAUUUAAACCCAACUUCCUUUAAAGGGGAUCAAUUUACCCAUAGCGUUUUAUUUAUAAAAAAAAAUCCACGUUUUUUGAAUUUUUGAAUAUAGAACACACUGCAGGUUGUGAUUGAUAAUGCACUUCAACAGAAAGAAAAAAUAUUCUAAAUUUGAAAUUUUCAACCAUAUCAUCUUAUGUAGCUGAAAGGCAUUGAUUGAAAGCUGUAAUCUAAAUACUGAAGAAAACAAGUGCCAAAUAAUGAGUCACAAAUAAGUGAAACAAAACUUGUGUAAAAUGGUUACUUAGAUUUGUGAGGAGUAUACAGUGAGUGUGCAUGAGUGAGUAUACACAGUGAAGUGUGUUGCAGUGGGCCUUCCGCCCUGAGGCCGACUGACACUUGGUAGGGAUGAAGAAGCAAAAUGUUCGCACUCUAUCGUUAAUUGUGUGCACAUUCACAUACUUGCUAGUUGGUGCGGCUGUUUUUGAUGCCCUUGAAUCUACCACUGAGAGGAACAGAUUUGAAGUUUUACAAGCGAUUGAAGGCAUGAUAAUAAGGAAAUACAACAUAUCUGAGGAGGACUUCCGCGUGAUGGAGACGGUGGUGCUCAAGUCGGAGCCGCACAAGGCGGGCCAGCAGUGGAAGUUCACCGGCGCCUUCUACUACGCCACCACCGUCCUCACCACUAUCGGUUACGGUCACUCCACACCGGCGACGAUCGGCGGCAAGCUGUUCACGAUGUUCUACGCGAUCGUGGGCAUUCCCCUCGGCCUCAUCAUGUUCCAAAGCAUCGGUGAAAGAGUCAACAGGCUCAGCAGUGUGAUAAUAAAGUCAAUAAAACGUGCGCUGAACUGCAAGCAGACGAACGCGACGGAGGUGGACCUCAUCUGCGUGGUCACCACGCUGUCCUCCCUCACCAUCGCGGGCGGGGCCGCCGCCUUCUCCACGUUCGAGGGCUGGAGCUACUUCGACAGCGUUUAUUAUUGCUUCAUCACUCUCACUACCAUAGGUUUCGGCGACAUGGUAGCCCUCCAGAAAGACAACGCGCUCAACCGCAAGCCGUCGUACGUGAUGUUCGCGCUGAUCUUCAUCCUGUUCGGGCUGGCGAUCGUGGCCGCGUGCCUCAACCUGCUGGUGUUGCGGUUCGUCACCAUGAACACUGAGGAUGAGAAGAGAGACCAGCAACAAGCUGAACAGGCUCAACAAGUAGCGGUCCG
Messenger RNA from Manduca sexta (tobacco hornworm), 1765 nucleotides. RefSeq names its product potassium channel subfamily K member 9. Gene Ontology annotation, molecular function: potassium ion leak channel activity. Gene Ontology annotation, cellular component: membrane. Lineage: Eukaryota; Metazoa; Arthropoda; Insecta; Lepidoptera; Sphingidae. Gene Ontology annotation, biological process: potassium ion transmembrane transport; stabilization of membrane potential. The record is from RefSeq and is a predicted model, not a curated record.